AUGGAUCGCCCUUUGGAGCCGAUGAUAGUUCCUGGCGACCGCCAGCAGACACGAUCAGACCGCAUUCAGCCGAUUAUAAUUUUGAUGUCCUCAACUGCUCUUGUAUUCACAGGAUGUGGCAUUAACUUUACAUUUGGGGUCUAUCAGGAGCUUUAUGAUUCUAUGUCGAAGCUCCCCAAUACGCCGUUCACCGGAGCCACACCAGCACAGAUUGAUCUGAUCGGCACACUUUCGAUCGCGCUGAUGACAAUCGGUGCUCCUUUCACAACAGCAUGGACAAAGCAAUACUCACCACGAGCUGUUGUCUGGAGUGGAGGAGUUAUCUACUCUGUCGCUCUCGUUCUGGCUAGCUUCAGCCAGAGUCUCUGGCAAUUCAUCCUCACCCAAGGCCUUUUGCUGGGCGUGGGUACUUGCAUGGCCUACAUGCCCUCGGUGACCGUAGCACCGACCUGGUUCUCACUCCACCGUGGACUUGCUAUGGGUAUAAUCCUUGCUGGAACGGGGUUUGGUGGUGUCGUUUGGCCGCUCGCCUUCCGAUCCCUAAUUUCCCGCGUCGGCUUUCGAAAUUGCCUGCGGAUUACGGCAGGAAUAUCCUUCGUCAUUAUCAGCAUUUCCGGGUUCUACAUGAAAUGGCCCGCUAGCCAACUCACCCGGAUCCAAGCGGAGAAUGCCGCUAAUGCGAGGAGACUCAGCUGGCUGCGCAUUCCUCUGGUUGAUUGGCGCGUUGUAAGAACGCGCAAAUUCGCUGCCCACGCACUGGGAGCAGCCCUGCAGUCCGCUGCGUACUAUACACCUGUGUUUUUCUUUGCGUCAUAUGCGCGCACACUGGGGUAUUCACAAGCAUCAUCGGCCAACUUCAUUGCUAUUUCCAAUGCUGCAAAUGCCGUGGGAAAGAUCGCGAUUGGGUUUGCUGCCGACCGUAUGGGCCGACUCAAUACCUUAUUUCUGACUACUCUUAUCUCGGCAAUUUCUGUUCUGGCAAUGUGGCUGCCAUCGGCAUUAUCAACCUCUCAAUCGAGUGGCAGUGCCCUCUUCAUUGUUUUCACUAUAUUUUAUGGUGUUUUUGCAUCGGCAUAUGUCUCGCUCUUCCCAACCAGUUUGGUAGAGCUAUUUGGCGUACAGAACUUUGUCAGUGUCAACGGGGUUUUGUAUAUGGUGCGAGGACUUGCAACUUUGUUGGGUACUCCGCUUGCUGGGCUGUUGAUUCGGAGUAGCCAAGACGAGAAAGCUGGACCACGAAGUUAUGAGAAUACUAGCAUUCUGGUUGGUGUCUUGCUAGCUGCUGCCACAUUUGCAGUUCUCUGGGCUCGGAUUGAGGCAUCUCUCACUUUUGAAGGACAGAGCCACGGAAGAAAGUGGUUGAUGUAG
Messenger RNA from Penicillium manginii, 1368 nucleotides. RefSeq names its product putative MFS monocarboxylate transporter. Gene Ontology annotation, molecular function: transmembrane transporter activity. Gene Ontology annotation, biological process: transmembrane transport. Gene Ontology annotation, cellular component: fungal-type vacuole membrane. The transcript is spliced from 2 exons. Bases 1 to 1368 code for a protein of 455 amino acids. The record is from RefSeq and is a predicted model, not a curated record. NCBI's taxonomy places the organism in Eukaryota, Fungi, Ascomycota, Eurotiomycetes, Eurotiales, Aspergillaceae.